Molecule: messenger RNA, 1110 nt
Organism: Trametes versicolor FP-101664 SS1
Lineage: Eukaryota; Fungi; Basidiomycota; Agaricomycetes; Polyporales; Polyporaceae
Exons: 3
Coding region: 1-1110 (369 amino acids)
Source: RefSeq, a predicted model, not a curated record
AUGCUUUCAAGGCCAUGUUUUAAUUGGAGAGGUGUCAAUUAUCGGGAUAGAGAGGAACCUCCUGUGAAUGAGGGCGACCAUACACGUUUUGUCGCCCGCGUAGUGGUACGACCGUUGUCCAAGUUCAGAAGUACCAAGGAGCUCGCGAUGGUGUUCCGGGACGCUGUCGAAGGCCACCAACAGGCACUGGAGCGCGGGGGUCUUCUCCAGAAGGAUAUCAGUAACGGCAGCAUCCUCAUCGUCGAGGAGCCACAACAGGAUCUCUCCUCCAAGGGGGUCCUGCACGACUACGACUUCGACCCGAUGAUGCUCGGUAAACCUGAAGAGGUCUCCAAGUCAGCGUCUUCGGAGCAGUCACCCCUUCAUUCGCCCGAGCUUGCAAACGUGCUCCGAGCUGCUGCAAUCGAGUUGGCGACACGCAGAGAGCGUAUGAGAACGCCGCACUUUUUGGCGCUCGACUUAUUGAAGCCCCAUGUCAAUGGCAAACCGGUGCCGGCGCCCGUUCACGAAUCCCACCACUGCCUCGAAUCAUUCUUCUGGGUGUUCCUUUGGAUCGUCCUCCGCUGCACCGACCAACAGGACGGAAACGGGAAAAUGGUGUACGAGUAUACCUUCAAGGAUUACUUCGAAAAAUCCGCGAAGAUGGCGCGGAUAGGGUGGCUCUGCCGCACGAACGACUGCGAGAACGAAGCGGUUCUCGACAUUCACAACAACCGGCCUCUCACCGGCCUCCUACACUACUUCCACACAUUGGUGUGCGACUCGCGGCCGAAAAGGCCUUUCGAGGGCCCCCGUGUCCCGCUUACCUACAGCGCCGUCCUCCAUCUAUUCGACAGCGCUAUCAAGCAGGAGAACUGGCCACGAUACGACAAGGCGCUCGUAUUCGACGGGCCCGACAUGCGGACGACGUUCAAAUUAUCCGACUUCUGGCGAUGCCCCGACAGUGACCAUGGGGGGAGCAAGAAGCGGCCCCGCGAUGACGACGGCGUCGAGAGCGACUCUGACACCGAGUCGUGGGAGGCUCGCCGGAAGCGUCGAAGGGCACUCGGAAUGAUUCCCGCUAUAAAACCUCCCAAGUUUGGCUGGCCCGGGUGGAAACUCGGAGCAUAG